AUGUCUAUGGAGUUUUGUCAACUAAUUCCCACCAUUGACAUGCUAAUACAUAAGUUUAUUGAUGCAAAAGCAAGUACUGUCAAGUUUGAAUUCCUUUGCCAACUUGUCACCCACCGUUAUCGUCAGAGUUCUUUCAGGACCUUUCCCAAAAGCGAAAGUUUGAACUCUAAUUAUUUGACUCCAUAUCUGGAAUCGUCAGGACAAAACUUUACUAAUGGAGCUAAUUUUGCGAUAAGUGGUUCAUCAACUCUUCCUAGAUCUGUUCUAUUCAGUCUGGAUGUUCAAAUUCUUCAGUUCAAUCGAUUCCACAACCGCUCCCUCGAGUUUGUAUCUAAAGGUGUCAAAUAUUUGGUUGGGGAUGAGGAUUUCAAGAACGCUCUUUACACCAUAGACAUUGGACAAAAUGAUCUAUCUGCGGCAUUUGGUCACCUUUCAUUUGUGCAAGUUACCGAACAAAUCCCUUCUUUCAUCUCCGAAAUUAAAGAUGCUAUCUGGAGCCUGUAUCAACAUGGUGGGAAGAAUUUCUGGGUACACAACACCGGGCCAUUGGGUUGUUUGCCUCAAAAACUUGCCACAAGCAAUGAAAAUGCAAGGAUUUUUGAUAAGCAUGGAUGUCUACAGAGUCUGAAUGAAGGUGCACAAUUAUUUAACGAAAAAUUAAGGGAACUAUGCGAACAACUGAGAUCCGAAAUGAAGAAUGCUACUAUUGUGUACGUCGAUGUUUAUGCAAUUAAGUAUGACCUCAUUGCCCAUUCUGCUAUAUACGGAUUUGAGAACCCUCUAAUGGCAUGUUGUGGCCAUGGUGGACCGCCAUACAACUACAAUGCGGACAUCAAGUGUGGGCAAGCUGGUUAUGAAGUGUGCAAGGAAGGGUCUGGAUACAUUAGCUGGGAUGGAGUUCACUAUACAGAAGCUGCCAAUGCCUUUGUUGCCUCCAAAAUACUCUCUACAAAUUACUCUACGCCUGCAAUUAAGUUUGAAAAUUUUCCAUGCCUUUAG
This is a messenger RNA of Ilex paraguariensis (yerba mate), 999 nucleotides long. NCBI's taxonomy places the organism in Eukaryota, Viridiplantae, Streptophyta, Magnoliopsida, Aquifoliales, Aquifoliaceae. The record is from the annotation of a GenBank genome assembly.